AUGGAGUACCUCAAUAACUUCAUAGCCUCGGCCUCACCUACGUUUGAAGGAUGGCAGCAGAAUCCAGGCCAGGACGCGUCUGCGCACGCGCCUACAACAACCUCCACUCCCUCUGCGAGCAACAGAUUUGUCGGCUUUGAUGGUGGCGACUACACUGGCUGCGAGUUCCCCCUUUUAGAGCGGCUGCUCAAUGGCGACGAUAUUAUUAUGUUAGGACAAGUCUUUGGCAAGGAUCUAGCCAGUGAAAUAUUCCAUGGUUUAAGUAACGCUAGAACGAAGAUCAAGGCUCUUGAGGCCGACAAUCUGCGGAUGGAGGAUGAAGCAGUUCAAGGAAACAAGGUUAUCGAGGAGUUGCGCCAGCAACUCACUCUCGCUGCUAGAGCUCCGCCAGUGCCUCCGAGUUCAGCUUUCGCUACAUCAGCCUUUCGCUCUCAGCUUUCAAAGGAACACCCUGAUCCACGACCUUUUGGUAGCCCUGCCUAUCGAAGCCCCGACGAUUUGGAGGAAUUUCUCACUAAACUCAAUAUGAAGCUUAUGCAGAACGAAGACUGGUGGACAACUGAGGUCGCUCGUAUGAGAUAUGUUUACAGCAUGUUAGAAGCUAAGGCGGCUACAACUUUUCAAGCAUACCUCGGUCGAUCCGGUAAUUUUGAAGGGAUUAGCACAGUCGACGAGAUGCAGGACAUCCUUGUUAGGGGCUUUGGUGACAAGCAUCGAGCCUCUAAAGCAUUUUCCAAGAUCAUAGCACUCAAACAAGGUACAACCGACACUACAACCUUUCUCGCUACAUUCCUGAACCUCACAGCUAUUGCGAAGAUCGACAAGAGCGUGGCCAAGGAGUUCCUUCUCCGCUCUACGAACCCUCUGCUUAUCGACAAGCUCUAUAACUCGCCACAAUAUACUGCAAAGAAAACCGCCAUAACACUUACUGAAGUGGUGGAUUUGCUCCGAGACAUCGAACAUUCUGCUCAAUCGCUUUAUGGGAUCAAUUAUCUGAGGAAGGAACACGUUGCUAGAGGGGGAGGAGGAGGAGGAGUAACCCCGCAGACAGGUGUUACACCCACCCACGGAGACCCUAUGGACCUUGAAGCUGCUCGAUUACAUAAUAGCAACCUUGCUUGGACUAAGCACGACAUCGGCAACAAGAGGAGGGCAGUUACGAAGGAGGAGAAGGAUGCUCGCCGCUCUUAUCAAAUUCAGCACAACCUAUGCUUCUAUUGCGACUCUGUUGCUCAUGGCGUUGAGGAAUGUCCUAAGGCUGCGGUGGCGAGAGCCCGCAAGGAAGCUCGGGAUGCUGGCCAGGGAAAAGCCUGAUCCUUGAUAAUCGACGCUGUCAAGGAUUGUUGGACACCGGAGCUACUGGCGAGUGCUUCAUGGACCUCUCCUUUACGCAACAAAACAACUUUAACUUGAUCAAAUUAACCCAGCCUCGCGAACUACGGACUUUAGAUGGCUCCUUGUCUAAAUCAGGGACUAUUACUCAUUAUGUCGAACUUGAACUCGCUAUCGACAAGCAUAUUAUCCACCAACAAGGGUUUUUUGUUACUAAACUAGCCUCUCAUAGUGUUAUUAUUGGCUACCCAUGGAUGUAUAAGCACGACCCUGUGGUCCGCUAUCAGGAAGGACUGUUGUCUUUCAACACCGAACACUGUCGCAAGCACUGUCUACCUUCUGGCUGCUAUCAAUUACCAGUUCGCUGUACAGACCUACCAAAACCUAAGUCGGCUAAACAACAGUUCGACAUUGCCGCGAACACAGCCUCACUCCCUCGCCGCGUAGGUCCUAUACAGUUUAUGUCUAUUUCAAAGAGGAUAGGUACUGAAGUCUUCGCGCUCUCCUGUCAUGAGAUAG
Messenger RNA from Hymenoscyphus albidus, 1851 nucleotides. NCBI's taxonomy places the organism in Eukaryota, Fungi, Ascomycota, Leotiomycetes, Helotiales, Helotiaceae. The record is from the annotation of a GenBank genome assembly.